AUGAACGCAGAACUUUGUGAACAGGAUAUGAGUUAUGGGUUUUGGAUGUCAAAAAGCAAGAUUACACAAAACUUAACUAUUCAAACUAUUCAAGAUAAUAAUUCUCUCACUAUAUCUAAUAUAGAACCUACUUUCAACGUAAAAUCUAUUUUUCAUGUAGAACUGACUAAUCAAGCACUCCAGAGUGACACAAAUGAAGAAAUAGCCGAAUCAAGUAACCAACUUCAAGAUUCUGCAAAUGAAGAUGAGAUUGUUAGCUAUAUAAAUGCUUCUAAUGAAAUUGUAAAUCUUUGUGUUGGUUAUGUCUUUGAAUCAUGA
Messenger RNA from Ambispora gerdemannii, 318 nucleotides. The record is from the annotation of a GenBank genome assembly. NCBI's taxonomy places the organism in Eukaryota, Fungi, Glomeromycota, Glomeromycetes, Archaeosporales, Ambisporaceae.